Molecule: messenger RNA, 252 nt
Organism: Trichoderma virens Gv29-8
Lineage: Eukaryota; Fungi; Ascomycota; Sordariomycetes; Hypocreales; Hypocreaceae
Exons: 2
Coding region: 1-252 (83 amino acids)
Source: RefSeq, a predicted model, not a curated record
AUGCCGUUGCCGCCGCCGCCGCGAGCCCAGAUCUCCGGUUUCCGAGGUGCCGCUUCGAUGUGGAGUGUUUUCCAUGGCGAUGGCUAUGAUUUCCUUGCCCAGCCUUCUUGCUACGUGGCGCAAUAUGGCCACAAGGUGCAGCCGGGAGUCUUUUACAAGCCGCUGAAGCCGCUCCUGCGACACGCCAUGGGCCUUGUCUAUGUGUUUCUUGGCCCAUCGUCAUACAUUUUUCUUGAACUCUCAUGGGGCUGA